UUGGAUGCCAACUGCCGAUAAACCCCACCGAAGAAGGAUAAUUCGUGUCUCUUUCUUUUGUAACAUCUCUGGAGUGGUCAAGCUACGGUUUCUCUGACAGCAAUAUUGAAUAAGGAUCAAUAGAAUAAAGCCUGAAAAAUAUUUGACAUUUUGACAGGAGGGGACCCUCUGGCGCCGCCUCUUCCUCUCUGGGAUUGCUACGCAGUCGUCUAGGUAGCAGCAAUGGAGUCCAUCAAGAAAACUAUCAAGAAUGAACCUGGAAACUGACAGGCCUAACCUGAAGGUAAAACGGUUACAACCUGCUCCCACGUCACAUCUGCCGUGGUUAGGAAACCUCACUGUGUGACAUUCCACCUAGCCCUGUGGCCAACUGAUUGAGCUUGGUGUGAUUUCGCUUCCCCCUCACAGACAAUGUACUGCCUUCAGUGGUUGCUCCCAGUCCUCCUCAUCCCGAAACCCCUGAAUCCGGCCUUAUGGUUCAAUCACUCAAUGUUCAUGGGCUUCUACCUGCUCAGCUUCCUUCUGGAGAGGAAGCCAUGUACCAUUUGUGCCUUAGUGUUCCUGGCAGCCCUGUUUCUCAUCUGCUACAGCUGCUGGGGAAACUGUUUUCUGUACCACUGCCAUGACUCCACACUGCCAGACUCUGCACACGACCCCAGCAUUGUGGGUAACUAAGAGGAUCCCACUGACACUAGGAGCACACGGACCCUGGACAAUCUCUAUCUAGGCUGUGAAUAAAAUCCCCCAGUUGACUGUUGAGAUGCUGAGAAACCUAGACAGUGUCCCGAUUCUCAUUCCCUCUGCCCUUAGUGUACACUUGUUCACUUCCCUUCAUGGAUUUCAAAGGAAUUGACUGUUGCAAAAAAUAGGGUGAUAUUUCCCUCUCCCACGAUUACACCAAUCCAGUGCAUUUAAAUGCAUGGGGAGGAAUGCAUAUGUAAACUUUCCAGAAAAUGGCCUAUCCUGCCCAUCUCCCUCCUCACUACUGCCCUCCACCCCUGCCUUUAUCCCCUGGUCUUGAGUGAACGUCCACUACCUUGGACUCACAUUUGCAAUGGUUGCCUUUAUAGUUUUCAUAUGUCGUGUUAAUACAUCAAUUUUAAUUACAGAAUGCUGAAAGUUUCCAAAGGGUAGAAAUUGUGUGUGUGUGUUAGUCAGCAUUUUCACAAGUCAUACUAUCAGUAUGUUAUGGUAGCAGGUGAACAUGAAUAUCCUGCGUCCUUGUUGAGCUUUAUUGACGUCAAGAGCAGAAGAGUGAUGUGAACCAUUUUCAUGUCACUUCCCCUGCAGAACUCAAAUGUUACCACAGCUUUUAAUUUAUUAAAGUUCAACGUCUGAAGGCGUUAUCACUGACCAUGA
Oncorhynchus mykiss (rainbow trout) is the source of this 1359-nucleotide messenger RNA. NCBI's taxonomy places the organism in Eukaryota, Metazoa, Chordata, Actinopteri, Salmoniformes, Salmonidae. The record is from RefSeq and is a predicted model, not a curated record.